AUGGAUAAAUUCCUCAACGAUAAGGAAAGAGAGAAGUCUAUCAGAUUCACUUCUCAGCAGCUCAGGAUUGCCAUCGAUAACUUCAGCAUCUUGUUGGGUUCUGGAGGAUUUAGAGCAGUUUACAAAGGGGUUUUCCCUAAUGGAACUAUAGUGGCAGUGAAGAUUCUAAGUGGGACUUCUGACGAGAGAAUUGAGGAACAAUUCAUGGCUGAAGUGAGCACCAUUGGAAGAAUCCAUCACUUGAACCUUCUCUGGCUCCAUGGUUUCUGCUUUGAGAGUAGCCUGAGAGCCUUGGUCUACGAGUACAUGGCGAACGACUCCCUUGACAUGUUCUUAUUUCGGGAAAACAAGGUGAUAGAUUUUUAG
Molecule: messenger RNA, 366 nt
Organism: Vitis vinifera (wine grape)
Lineage: Eukaryota; Viridiplantae; Streptophyta; Magnoliopsida; Vitales; Vitaceae
Product: rust resistance kinase Lr10-like
Exons: 1
Coding region: 1-366 (121 amino acids)
Biological process (GO): protein phosphorylation
Molecular function (GO): protein kinase activity; ATP binding
Source: RefSeq, a predicted model, not a curated record